ACAUCAUGGGAGUCUCAAUUAAAUCUCUGACAAUGAAGCCCUUUACUGCAUAUCCUUCUGGGUUUGUCGUAUUCCUGUUUACCUUGCUGCAGAGGAGCCAUGGACAAUGCAAAGAAGCAGCUAAAAAAUCAGAGAUGAAUUUCGGUGUAAAAUAUGAUCUUCCUAACUUCAUCGCAGAAACACAAAUUCAGAAUGUAGUUUUAUACAAGCAUCAUGUUUAUGUUGGAGCAGUCAACAAGAUUUAUGUACUAAAUGAAACUCUCCAGAACAUUUCUGUGUAUAAGACUGGGCCUGUUUUGGAGAACCCUGACUGUGUGCCAUGUGAAGACUGCAGAGAUAAAGCCAAUUUAUCUAACAGCGUAUGGAAGGAUAAUGUCAACAUGGCACUGCUCUUAGAAACUUAUUAUGAUGAUCAGCUCAUCAGCUGUGGUAGCGUGUCCGGAGGCAUCUGCCACCGUCACAUCAUUCACCCUGACAAUCCUGCUGACAUUGAAAGCGAGGUGCACUGCAUGUACUCACCCCGGGUGGAUGGAGAAGCAGAUAAUUGUCCUGACUGUGUUGUAAGCACUUUAGGAACCAAAGUUUUGGUGACCGAAAAGGACAGGUUUGUCAACUUCUUUGUUGGAAAUACUGUGACAUCUACAUUUCAACCUCCCCAUGUGCUGCAUUCUAUAUCAGUUAGAAGGUUAAAAGAAACACAGGAUGGUUUUGAAUUUCUCACAGAUCAGUCUUAUAUAGAUAUCCUUCCUCAGUUCCGUGACUCUUAUCCCAUUAGGUACGUCCAUGCCUUUGAAAAUGAUCACUUUGUGUAUUUUCUGACUGUACAGAGAGAAACUCUUGACUCACAAGCUUUUCAAACUAGAAUUAUCCGCUUCUGCACUUUAGACUCAGAGAUGCGUUCUUAUAUGGAAAUGCCUCUUGAGUGCAUUUUUACUGAAAAGCGAAGAAAGAGGUCCAUCCGAAAGGAGGUAUUCAACAUUUUGCAAGCUGCCUAUGUAAGCAAGCCUGGUGCAGCUUUAGCCCACGAAAUGGGCAUUGGGUUGAACGAUGAUAUUCUCUAUGGUGUUUUUGCGCAAAGCAAACCAGACUCUUCUGAACCAACCAAGAGAUCUGCUGUCUGCGCUGUCUCUGUGCGAACCAUCAAUGAGUUCUUCAACAAGAUUGUUGACAAGCAGAACAUGAAAUGUCUCCAGCACUUUUAUGGGAAGGAGAGUAAAUACUGCUUGAACAGGGCUUUUUCAAGAAAUGCUUCAUACUGCAGAGCACAAGAUGAUGAAUAUCGCUUAGAAGUUACGACUCCUCUGCAGAGGGUUGACUUGUUCAUGGGCCAGUUCAACAGUGUCCUGCUGACUUCGAUAUCUGUCUUCACCAAACAGAACCUUACCAUUGCUAAUCUGGGAACUUCAGAGGGCCGCUUCAUGCAGAUAGUGGUUUCCCGUUCAGAACCCACAGCUCCACAUGUCAGCUUUCAGCUAGACUCCCACCCUGUCUCUCCCCAAGUUGUUGUCAAGAAUUCAUUAGCAGAUGAUGGCUAUACCCUGGUAGUGACUGGGGAAAAGAUUCUCCCAAGCAGUGCUCCCAUAGAAGGUGGGACAAAGCUGACACUGUGUGGAUGGGACUUUGGAUUCAGCAAAAAUAAUAGAUUUGAUUUAAAAAAUACAGUAGUCCAUAUUGGAGGACAACUUUGUGCUCUGGAAGCAAAAUCUAGCAACAAAAACAAGCUUGAAUGCACAGUUCCUGCUGCAAAAAGUCCAGGUUUUAAUAUAUCCAGUAGUGUUUCUGUUGGACAUGGCAAAACACUGUUCAGUACAUUUUCGUAUGUGAAUCCUGUAAUAACAAGUAUAUCCCCCACUUAUGGCCCCAAAUCUGGAGGGACAUUGCUAACUGUAGCUGGAAAAUACCUAAGGAGUGGAAAAUCCACAAGGAUUUUUGUUGGUGAGCAACCAUGCACUUUGAAAAGUCCUCCCAGCAUACUGGCGAGCACUGUGGAGUGCUACACUCCAGCGCAGGGAAUUCCCCAGGAAUAUCGUGUGAGAAUGGAAAUCGAUGGAGCUAUUCGAGACGCGAGCAACCAUUUCACGUACAGAGAAGACCCUGUUGUUUUAAAAAUUCAUCCCUCCAAAUCUUUUCUUAGUGGUGGAAGUACAAUCACAGCUGAGGGAAUCAACUUGAACUCAGUGUGCUUUCCUCAGAUGGUGAUUACUGUACCUAAACUGGGAAUGAACUUCUCUGUGGCAUGUAGCCACCGCUCUAGCUCAGAGAUAAUCUGCUGUACAACGCCUUCACUGAAAGUUUUCAAUCUCCAACCACCCUUUGUAACCAAAGUGUUCUUUAUUUUUGAUGGUGUCAGCUCCCUGUACUUUGAUUUUGAUUAUGUAAAUAAUCCAGUAUUUAAGCAUUUUGAAAAGCCAGUGUUCAUCUCAAGAGGCAACCAAAAUGUUCUGGAAAUUAAGGGAAAUUAUAUUGAUUCAGAAGCUGUUAAAGGAGAGGUGCUAAAAGUUGGAAACAAAAGCUGCGAAAACCUCCUCCUGCAAUCAGAAUCAAUUCUGUGUACAGUUCCCAGUGAUCUCCUGAAAUCCAACAGGGAGCUAAAUAUAGAGUGGAAGCAAGAAGUUUUAUCAACAGUUAUCGGAAAAGUGCUGAUCCAGCAAGAUCAGAAUUUCACAGGACUAAUUGCUGGAGUACUUUCAACAUCAGUUUUACUUUUUAUCUUUUUGGUGUUUUUCCUUUGGAGAAGGAAGAAGAAACAAAUUAAAGAUCUGGGAAGCGACCUAGUGCGUUAUGAUGGCAGAGUGCACACUCCUCACCUGGACAGGCUGGUGAGCGCAAGGAGUGUAAGUCCAACAACAGAAAUGGUUUCAAGUGAAUCUGUAGACUACAGAUCAACUUUUCUAGAAGAUCAGUUUCCAAGCAUGUCUCAGAAUGGAUCAUGCAGACCUGCCCAGUAUCCUCACUCUGACCUCUCCCCGAUUCUGUCUAGCGGAGACUCAGAUUUAGCCAGUCCACUUCUCCAAACUAACGUCCACAUUGACAUCAGUGCCUUAAAUCCUGACCUGGUCAAAGAGGUGCAGCAUGUGGUUAUUGGUGCUGACAGCCUGAUAGUGCACUUCAGCGAAGUAAUAGGAAGAGGACAUUUUGGGUGUGUGUACCAUGGGACGUUGCUGGAUAACGAUAGCAGGAAAAUUCAUUGUGCUGUGAAGUCACUGAAUAGGAUUACAGAUCUGGAAGAAGUAGCUCAGUUUCUGAAAGAAGGAAUAAUCAUGAAAGAUUUCACUCAUCCCAAUGUUCUGUCACUCCUGGGAAUCUGUUUGCCCAACGAAGGAUCCCCGUUAGUCGUUCUUCCAUACAUGAAACAUGGAGAUCUUCGAAACUUCAUCAGGAAUGAGACUCAUAAUCCAACAGUAAAAGAUUUAAUUGGAUUUGGCCUUCAGGUCGCAAAAGGAAUGAAAUACCUUGCAAGCAAAAAGUUUGUCCAUAGAGAUUUGGCAGCAAGAAACUGUAUGUUGGAUGAAAAAUUCACUGUCAAGGUUGCUGAUUUUGGUCUUGCUAGAGAUGUCUAUGAUAAAGAAUACUACAGUGUGCACAAUAAAACAGGAGCUAAACUGCCAGUGAAAUGGAUGGCUUUAGAAAGUUUACAAACUCAAAAGUUCACAACGAAGUCAGAUGUGUGGUCCUUUGGUGUGCUGUUAUGGGAACUUAUGACACGAGGGGCACCACCUUAUCCUGAUGUAAAUUCUUUUGAUAUAACUGUUUACUUAUUGCAAGGCAGAAGGCUGCUACAACCUGAAUACUGCCCUGAUCCACUGUACGAAGUCAUGCUGAAGUGCUGGCAUCCAAAACCUGAGAUGCGCCCAGCAUUUUCUGAACUUGUUUCAAAUAUAUCAACAAUCUUCUCCACUUUUGUUGGGGAACACUACGUUCAUGUCAAUGCUACUUAUGUCAACGUGAAGUGCAUUGCUCCCUAUCCUUCUCUUUUAUCAUCACAAGACAACAUAGAUGUGGAUGUCGACACAUGACAGGAAUGUCUGAAAUAGAGGAAAAUCCAUUCUUAGUUGUAUGAACAAAAAAGCAAAACAUUUUGUCCACUAGUUUUUACUGCCUGGUCUUUGUGAGAACACUGUUGCACAUGUUUAUGUUGUUGCCCAAGUUGCACUAGUACAAGGACUAGUUUAAGGCUAUGGGAUUCUAUAAACCAUCACGGUAAUUUCCAAGUAUUUGGAUAACUGCAUCAAUUUACCAAAUGGAAAUGUGGUGUGCUACCAUACAGAGCUAGUUCCCACAAACUGUCAUUAAUGUGUGCUCAGACCCAAGAACAAAAAUUCAUCAUUAAUGCCAUGAAGGAGAAAGUAGAAUAUCAGUCAUUAUGGCUGGAAGGAUUACUACUGUGCAUGUGCUUUAGGAUAAUGAGCAGUGCAGAAAUGGUUUUCACACAAAAGGCUAAGGCAGACAAUGAGAGUUACAAGAUUUUAAAAUGUAUUUUCCUCCUACAUGGUGCAAACUUUGGAUUUUUACACUACAUCAACAAAGUUUCUAAGAACCUAGGCAGCCAAGAGAGCCAGCCUCAUGGUAAGUGUCUUAACAGAAAUCAAAAUCAAGAAAUGGUGUGCAGUAAAAUGAGUAUAGAGAAGUACGAUUGGGUAGGGAGUGGGUGAGGAAGGCCAAGGCAAAACUGGAACUAAACCUGGCAAGGGAGGCAAAGAAUAAAUGGAAGGGUUUCUACAGGUAUGUUAAUCAGAAACAGGUCAAAGAAGGUGUAACCCUCCUGAUAAACAACGCUGGCGAACAGGUAACAGCGGAUGAGGAGAAGGCUGAGGUACUUAACUUUUUUGCCUCAGUCUUCAAUGGCAACCUCUCUUUCCACACCUCUUGAGCAGAUGGAUGACAGAAUGAGGACAGGGAGAGCAAAGCCACUCCCGCUGUAACUGAAGAUAAGGUUCAUGACCACCUGGGGAACCUAAAUGUGGACAAGUCUAUGGGACCUGAUGACAUGCAUCCCAGAGUACUGAAGGAAUUGGCUGAUAUAGUUGCCAAGCCACUCUCCACGAUAUUCAAAAAAUCAUGGCAGUCAGGUGAAGUCUCAGGUUCCUGCAAAAAGGGAAACACUCUAAAAGGAAAGAAAGGACAACCCUGGGAACUACCAACCUAUCAGCCUCCCCUCUGUGCCUGGGAAGAUCAUGGAACAGGUCCUCCAAGAAGCUAUGUUAAGGCACAUGAAGGACAGAGAGGUGAUUUGAGACAGCCAGCAUGGCUUCAUCAAGGGAAAAUCCUGCCUGACCAACCUCGUGGCCUUCUAAGAUGGAGUGACUGCAUCAGUGGACAAGGGCUACAGAUGUCAUUUACCCAUAAUUCUGGAAAGCCUUUGACACAGUCCCCCACAACAUCCUUCUCUCCAAACUGGAGAGAGA
Molecule: messenger RNA, 5405 nt
Organism: Neopelma chrysocephalum (saffron-crested tyrant-manakin)
Lineage: Eukaryota; Metazoa; Chordata; Aves; Passeriformes; Pipridae
Gene: MET
Product: MET proto-oncogene, receptor tyrosine kinase
Exons: 20
Coding region: 6-4016 (1336 amino acids)
Biological process (GO): phagocytosis; nervous system development; multicellular organism development
Cellular component (GO): membrane; signaling receptor complex
Molecular function (GO): transmembrane receptor protein tyrosine kinase activity; protein binding; ATP binding
Source: RefSeq, a predicted model, not a curated record